Molecule: messenger RNA, 1203 nt
Organism: Parascedosporium putredinis
Lineage: Eukaryota; Fungi; Ascomycota; Sordariomycetes; Microascales; Microascaceae
Source: the annotation of a GenBank genome assembly
AUGUUUAAGCUCGGUGGUAGCCGGAUUUUGGCUUCCGCCUCCAGGUCUUCCAAGCUCAUUGCUCCUACUAUCCGCAGAGUUCCCGGAAUUGCUCAACAAACGAGGAAUCUCAGUAUCCACGAAUACCGCUCUGCUGAGCUUCUCCGCGAGUAUGGCGUCCAAGUUCCCAAGGGUGCUGUCGCUGAAACCGCGAACGAGGCCAAGGAGGUAGCCAAGCAAAUCGGAACCGACGAUAUGGUGAUAAAAGCUCAGGUUCUUGCCGGUGGUCGUGGAAAGGGUACUUUCGAUAACGGCCUUAAGGGAGGUGUUCGUGUCAUCUACUCUCCCCACGAAGCCGAGAUGUUCGCCGAGCAGAUGAUCGGCCACAAGCUUGUCACCAAGCAAACUGGUGCUGGUGGUCGCCUUUGCAACGCCGUCUACAUCUGCGAGCGCAAGUUCGCUCUCCCCGUCAUCGUCUCCUCCUCUCAGGGUGGUGUUGACAUCGAGGGUGUUGCCAAGGAGAACCCCGAGGCUAUCAAGACCACCAUCAUUAACAUUAACGAGGGUGUCACUGACGCCAUCGCCUACGAUAUUGCCCACAGCCUCGGCUUCAGCGACCAGUGCAUCGAGGAUGCCAAGGACACCAUCCAGAAGCUCUACAAGACUUCCGACCACAAGGUUCUCUGCAUGGAUGCCAAGUUUGGUUUUGACGACAACGCCGACUACCGCCAGAAGGAAGUCUUCACGUGGCGCGAUACCACCCAGGAGGACCCCGAUGAGGUGAGGGCCGCCGAGUCUGGCCUCAACUUCAUCAAGCUCGAUGGUGAUAUCGGCUGCCUCGUCAACGGUGCCGGUCUUGCCAUGGCCACCAUGGACAUCAUCAAGCUCAACGGCGGCAACCCCGCCAACUUCCUUGACCUCAUCACCAGCGAUCCCAAGGUCACUGCCAUCUUCGUCAACAUCUUUGGCGGUAUCGUUCGUUGCGACCACAUCGCCCACGGCCUCAUCAACACCGUCCAGACUCUGAACCUCAAGGUCCCCAUCAUUGCCCGUCUCCAGGGUACUAACAUGGCCGAGGCUCACCGCCUCCUGAGCGACUCUGGCCUGAAGAUCUUCUCUAUCGACGAUCUCCAGGAUGCCGCCGAGAAGUCAGUGCAGCUCUCCAAGGUCGUGAAGAUGGCCCGUGAUAUUGAUGUCGGUGUUGAGUUCACUCUCGGGAUCUAA